This is a messenger RNA of Cutaneotrichosporon oleaginosum, 3588 nucleotides long. RefSeq lists its product as uncharacterized. Lineage: Eukaryota; Fungi; Basidiomycota; Tremellomycetes; Trichosporonales; Trichosporonaceae. Gene Ontology annotation, cellular component: nucleus; cytoplasm. Gene Ontology annotation, biological process: protein phosphorylation; negative regulation of G2/MI transition of meiotic cell cycle. The record is from RefSeq and is a predicted model, not a curated record. Gene Ontology annotation, molecular function: ATP binding; protein tyrosine kinase activity.
CGGCCUGAGGUGUCAUCAUUACUGUCAUCAAGCGACACAACAUGCCCCCUUCUUCUGCCAGCACUACUACUCCCUCCAUACGCCGAGCAAGCGUAAACGACCUGGGCCCAUCAAGCCGCGAACCAAAACGUCAACGCGCAACGCCUUCCCCUCAACCCAGGCCCUCUAUCAGUCGCGCAAGCUCAGGUGUCUCGGUCUCCUCGGUCGCCUCAACACGCGCAACCGAACCUAGACGUGCUACCGCAACCUCCGCCAGUUACCUCCACCAUCGCCAUGGCAGGCUCUCCGUCUCGCACUCUGAUACUUCGGACUGGGACGACGUAGCUCCCCCGCUACAUGUCCAGACAUCGCCCCCCUAUCACGCGCCCCGCGCCUACAACAUGCAAAACUCGCCACCACGCGGACGUGGCAUGUCUGUCCCGCUAACCCAACUUCAGAAGAAGCUUUCCAACGUCUCUCUCGGCAAGACGCGGCCGACGACGCCAAUCUUGAGCGAGACAAGUCCCGAGGCAAUGACCCGAACACCGACCAGUAGCUGUCCCGCAUCUGUGGAUACGCCCCCACUAACCACAACCCCGCCAAGGCGCCGUUUGCCGAGAGCACUGCUUCGUCACAAUACCCCUGCACCAUUGACUACACUCUACGACCAAGGUUAUUUGAGCUCUGGCACUCCCAAGCCAGAUAACCAUACUCUUCUUGGCCUUGGCUCUCCGUUUGCCUCAAAGUCGGCACUGGGCGAUACCGAUCUCGCGUCGCCAACCUUCCCUCCGCCCCAUCAUCAUCAAACGCACUGGGAAGAGACGGAUGCUGUGCCAGACCUGCAGCCAUCUGGCAGCUUGUCGCGCAGGACCUGCACAAACGCCGACGACACUGGCUCAUGCACGUCGGCUUCCUCUGUUUUUAGCUCGGAACGACACGGACAGCAAACCACUCGCCCAUCCGUUGUCAACGUCUGGAGUGCCAGUAGUAUCAGCGACGAAGACGAUGACGUCUCUGUCCACGUUAAGAGGACCACCUUUUACGGUGGCUCGGCGCGUUCAGCGGACCAGUUCUGGCAGCCGACGCGUCUCUUCCAAUCGUCACCCGGAGCUACCUCUCCCUUUUUGGCAAAGUCAUUCGCCCCUUCCCCCAUUAGCAGUCGACCCCUCUCGCCAUUGUUCCCUUUGCCACUCUCCCGCGUUGAAUCUGCGUCCUCAACAGCCGCCCUUGAGAAUGAACCAACCAAAGGUUUUGAGCGUUGUGAUGCCAGCAAACUGUUGAUUCCCUCGGUCGAGUCCCUGGGACGCCGCACGUCCGACCCGGCAUACCCUUCGGAUCCAUCUACCUUUUCUUUUGCCCUCAUGAGCGCGACUCGAGACACUCAAAGCGAAAUCACGCAUCGCCACAUAUCUAGCUCGCCGUCUUCCUCUGACGCAAACGAAGCCGAGUUGACUCCUUCUCGGUCGUCGAGACACGCAACGUCCGCUCUCCCCCCGAGACCUGCCCAUCACCUGACAAGACAGCGGUCCGAAAUGUUUACGUUUCCCGGACCCGCUGAGAGCGUGCCGAAUUCCACCCCACCCAAACGCUCAGACCCUUUCGUUCCCACGAGACCUAAAAUGCCCAAAAGAGCUACCCUGCCAGAAAUGCCUACGGCCAGAGGUACCCCAUUGGGUCGCCUUCACCACUUUGGUGAUGACAAGCCGUCCCCGGCAGCGUUCGAGUCGUCGGGCAUUGCCAAGAAGCGGGGCGAGAAGAACAAGCCUCGGUCAUCUCUGCCUGUCGCAACACACACUACUCCACAAUGGAGCCCCAUGCCAAAAGCUGCUCCGCGUACUGCGCAACGGCCGGCACGCUCCUUCCUUGCCAACUCUUCAUCCGCAUCCGGUCUUCCAUCGCGACGAGGUGUCUGUGGCGAUGGUGAUUCUGAUAUGCGUGAAGAGCUCUCGCAGGAGUUUGACCUAGAGGACACUGAUCAGGACGACAUGAGUCCGCUUAGACCAAUGCGCUCGUCUUUCCGUCACUCUAUCGGAUCCCGCCACCACCGUGUGUCGUCUACCGCGUCGGAGGCCAUGACAUCGCCCAUCAGUAGACGGACUCGCGGUCACACGAGAAUGUCGUCGACCGCCUCCUCGAUCGGCGGAUCGAGAGGCCUUAGACGAAAGGGAAGCUCCUUGUUUGGAUCAGGCGCCAGUGACAGCGAGAUGCCUUCACCUGCAACGCCUACCAAAAAUACGCCAAUCGCCUUGAUACAACCGCGGUUUGGCAUAACGACGCCAUCGCCCACGCCUGCAUCUACCAGGUAUCCGUUUGUGCGCCGCCUGUCGAUGGCUUCAGUCACGUCUGUUGACAUAUCACCGACGGCCUCUCCGCUUCUAUCCGGACGCGUCCGAACAUUGUCUGCCACGGGGCCUGUCGCCCGAGCGUCCAACCCCAUGCUCGCCGCAACAUUCCGGGCGCAUGCUCAUAUGCCCGCGACACCUGCCUGGGAGCUGCAUAUCGGCGACACGUACAUUCCAAAGGAGGCACGUGAGGCUGGGGCAGGACGUUACGAACGAGACUUUGUCACCGUCCAAGCCCUUGGCCAAGGCGAGUUUUCCUCUGUCUGGAAGGUCCGCUGCAAGGCAGAUGAUUCCAUGUGGGCCGUCAAGAAAGGCAAGCCAUACAGCGGCUUUAGAGAUCGCCAACGGCAACUGGAAGAAGUCGCCAUACUUCGCGCCAUCGGCAAGGCCGAGCAUCCCAACAUUCUGCGCCUCGUCGACUCAUGGGAGGAGGCCGGCCGCCUUCAUAUCCGCACCGAGUUGGCGCUGUGCGGCGACCUGGCGAACUUUUUGCUGUCCGUGUCCGAGUUUGGGGGGUUGGAAGAGGGGCGCGUAUGGAAGAUGCUCGCCGAACUCAGCUCGGCGCUUCAACACAUCCACUCGCAAGGCGUGCUUCAUCUCGACUUUAAGCCGUCGAACAUUCUCAUCACAACCGAAGGAAGCCUCAAGGUAGCCGACUUUGGGCUUAGCGUUUUCGUCAUCGGGCCAGAAACCAGCGGCGACUUGGGAAAUGGCGACCUGAGCAUUGUCAGCAGUGGCAGUGACCGUAGCCUUGGUCCAAGCCCUGCAUCGGAUCACGAGGGCGACCGCGAGUAUCUGUGCCCUGAGGCGCUGAACGAUGUGCCACCUGCUCCGCCGGCGGACAUCUAUUCUCUGGGAAUCAUGACGCUCGAGGCGGCGCUCAGCGUUGAGCUCCCGUCUAAUGGCGAAGCAUGGAUCAAACUGCGGCAUGACGACUUUUCCGACCUCGACAACCAGUACGCGCUUCGCGGAGGGCCAAAGCCUGACGUGAUCCCGGGUGAGCCGCCGACGCCCGUGGUCUCGAUGGCGCUCGUGUCGACAAUCCAACACAUGAUGGCAUCGAACCCUGCACAGCGCAUGACGCUUGCAGAGCUGCUAUCCCUUGUGCCGCUGCGGCGGGCGCAGGAAGCGAUGGCCCGCGGAAGGGAGGAGGGCGGGUUGCUGCGAGGCCGGAUUGCGGGUCCGGCGCUCGCGGAGGAGGACGACGAGUGGACAGCAUAUGUGCUGGGAGAAGUAGCAUAGUAGUUGUAUAUAUCAAUGCCACGAG